Messenger RNA from Nasonia vitripennis (jewel wasp), 638 nucleotides. RefSeq names its product anaphase-promoting complex subunit 15. The record is from RefSeq and is a predicted model, not a curated record. NCBI's taxonomy places the organism in Eukaryota, Metazoa, Arthropoda, Insecta, Hymenoptera, Pteromalidae. The coding region runs from base 134 to 532 and encodes 132 amino acids. Gene Ontology annotation, biological process: regulation of mitotic cell cycle spindle assembly checkpoint. Gene Ontology annotation, cellular component: anaphase-promoting complex. The transcript is spliced from 4 exons.
CGGACUGUUGUCAUACUGCCGAGUUUAGUUAUUAGUAGCAGACACAGUGUUCUUCGAACAAACAGACAAACAACUUUGGAAGAGAAUUUAGUGUAUCUUCGCACAAUUGUAAGAGCGUUUUCCAAGAUUCAAAAUGUCGUUUAUGCCUCUGUGGCCGAACUUGCAGCCGAGAGCGACCGAUCCUCUGUGGUUCAACGCAGAUAAGCCCAUCGACGACGAAAGCGAAGUCGCUGCUCUAGAACUUGAGCAGCAAACAGUGCGAGACAAGAUACGCAUAGAAGGAUACGAUCUCGUGCCCAUCGGCAAAUCGUCCAGUGAUUUUAGAGGCUCCGAAGAGGAAGAGGAGGAGGAGGAAGAGGAGGAAGGCGAAGGAGAAGAGGAAGAAGAUUCUGAUACUCAUGAGGAGGAAGAGGAAGAAUUAGAUGAUAUUGAUAUGGAAGUCAGCUAUUCUAAUCAGCAGCAGAGAUCCAGUCCUUCCGACACUGCCACCGAUCCUGCAUCCAUUAGAAUGGAUCCGCACGGACCUCAAUAAGUCGUUCAUUCCUAGUUAGCCAAUUUAAAUUAUUAUCCUAUAACGUUAAAGUGUAAAUAAAAAUUUUUAUAAAGUUUCAUAAUAAACGCAGCGAUAAAUUAUAAAA